Molecule: messenger RNA, 908 nt
Organism: Schistocerca serialis cubense
Lineage: Eukaryota; Metazoa; Arthropoda; Insecta; Orthoptera; Acrididae
Gene: Tim23
Product: mitochondrial import inner membrane translocase subunit Tim23
Exons: 5
Coding region: 101-721 (206 amino acids)
Biological process (GO): protein import into mitochondrial matrix
Cellular component (GO): mitochondrial inner membrane; TIM23 mitochondrial import inner membrane translocase complex
Molecular function (GO): transmembrane protein transporter activity
Source: RefSeq, a predicted model, not a curated record
AAGUUGUAACAUCUCUGAGAAAGUCCUUCGAUAAACGUUUCGUAAUAGGUUAAGUUGUUGGUGUUACCCAUGCAUGAGAACUAUUGUAAAGUAAACUGAUAUGGGAGAUCGAACGACGUAUUCCGGUAGCAUGUAUUCCGAUUUUUCGAAUAAGGAUUCCGACUUGAACGUUACAGGCUCAACGAAAAACCUUGCCCCACUCUCUCCUUACCUGAACUUCAACCCUGUGUACCUACCACAAAGCCAGCCGGAAUUCAUAUUCCCUGAAGGUGCUUCGAGACAGAGAGGGCGAUAUGAGCUAGCGUUUUCACAGAUAGGCGUUUCAUGCAUGGCUGGAGCAACAAUAGGAGGCAUUAACGGAUUUUACAAUGGGCUGAAAAGUACAACCCUUGCAGGACAUACUGGGAAGCUGAGAAGAACACAGCUCCUAAAUUAUGUUAUGAAACAAGGAGCAGCAACUGCCAACACCCUUGGCGUCAUAGCCGUUAUGUACAGUGGCUUUGGCACAAUAUUGUCAUGGAUGAGAGGAUGUGAUGACGAACUCAAUACAAUCUCAGCUGCAACUGCAACAGGCUUGUUGUACAAGUCAUCAGCUGGAUUGAGAAAGUGUGCAAUUGGAGGAGGAGUUGGAUUCACCCUUGCAGCAGCUUAUUGCUUGUGGAGUUCUAGGGAUAAAUUGCAAGAUUUUCGCCGUGAAUUCAAUCCAGCACGAAAAUUCUAAUGGGCACUCCGUACUAGCAGCGCACAAGUGCUAACUUCAGUUGGGGCAAGUGGCAGCAGGAAAAGGUCACAGUUUGAGUGAUUAUAUUAUAUUUAUCAGUGGUUUUUGAGUAAUUUAUAUGACUGAAACAUGCUGUGAUUUUGUGAAUACUCAUGUAUUUUUAAGCUAAUAAAUAGUUAUUUUUUGA